Molecule: messenger RNA, 1512 nt
Organism: Auxenochlorella protothecoides
Lineage: Eukaryota; Viridiplantae; Chlorophyta; Trebouxiophyceae; Chlorellales; Chlorellaceae
Exons: 7
Coding region: 1-1512 (503 amino acids)
Source: RefSeq, a predicted model, not a curated record
AUGACCGCACUCCUAGCCCAGGCGUCUGCCGAUUCCCGGCGCCUGCUGGCCAAGGAACCUGCAGCGGAGGACAAAAGCAAUUCAUGUUGCCAGGAUCUGGCCGCCAUUGGGUUUUCGAGCAACCUGCCGGUGGUGGUGCUGGACACGGGCGGCAAGAACAUCACGAACAAGGGUGGGGACGUGAAGGUGCGGGCCUGCACGUGCAGCGAUGGCGCCGGCUUCAAGGAAUACAAUGGCACCGGCGUGGCGUCCGUGCAUGGAUCCAGCAGUGCACUCUUCGACAAAAAGUCCUUCACGCUGCGACUGACACACAAGAAUGGCACCAAGAACAGUGCUUCCUUCCUCGGCAUGCCCAAGGGCAACGAGUGGGUGCUGUACGGCGGGGACGAGGUGGACCUGACCGACGGCAUGAGGGACUACGUGGCCUACAACCUGGCUCGUGCAUCGGGCGAGUACGCCACCCGCACCGUCUGGAUCGAGGUGUUUCUGGUGGUUGAGGGUAGACCCAUCGCCCCUUCCGACUACCAUGGCAUCUACAUCGGCGAGGAGCACAUAGGACGGGGAAAAGAUCGUGUCAAUGUGACCAAGUGGACCACCGCCGACCCGUCUGGCGGCUAUAUCUUCGCCUUCGACAACAACAACUAUGGGCCGACGGACCUCCUGACGGCGACCCUGCCCGGCUACGACUUCCCAUUUGUCAUCAAGUAUCCCAAGUCCAAGGUGCCCAGCGAGAACAAGCUGGCUUCCAGCUGGCUGUCAACGUACCUGCUGGACUUUAACACCGCCAUCCUGGCCGACGACUACCUGACAGCCAGCCCGGGGUACACCCAGUACAUUGAGGCGCCCACCUUCAUCGACUACUUCCUGCUGACAGAGGUGACCAAGAACCCCGACGGCUACAGGGACUCCAUCUACAUGCACAAGGAUGCCGGCAAGGGCAUCGCCAUGGGUCCCGCCUGGGACUUCAACGAGGCCUUUGGGGAGUGCUGUGGGUAUCCGCUGGAGGGCUACAAGCAGGGUGGAAAGAGCGGACCAGGCAUCGCCGGGGGUGGGUCCAUCUCUCCCAACGGCUGGCGCUUCCUGGUUUGCGAGGACCCGGAGCGGUGCAUCGUGGAGCCGACCGACGGGGUCAGCACAUGGUUCAGGCGCAUGUGGAACGACACCCGCUUCAGCGUGGCCGCGGCCGAGCGGUGGGCCGAGCUGCGGGCGGAUGCCUGGUCGGACGACGCCAUCUCCAGCCUCAUCAACAGCACGGCCAUCCACCCGGCCGUCACACGUGACUACAAGGUUUACUCCAAGGUCCUGCUCAAGUCCUGGUAUGCCUCCACCGAGGCCCAGUGGACCGCCGAGGUCCAGGACCUGGAGACCUGGCUCAUGCAGAGGCUGGGGUGGCUGGAUGCAGAGUUCAGUCUGGUGGCCUCUGGGAAGUAUGUGUACCCCACCAGCGACCUCAUCCUAGUGCCUGCCGGCGAGAACUUCCCCACCAUUGCUACCGCAAGUCUGGCUGGGUGA